Molecule: messenger RNA, 2075 nt
Organism: Misgurnus anguillicaudatus (oriental weatherfish)
Lineage: Eukaryota; Metazoa; Chordata; Actinopteri; Cypriniformes; Cobitidae
Product: bactericidal permeability-increasing protein-like
Molecular function (GO): lipid binding
Source: RefSeq, a predicted model, not a curated record
GCCUUUAAGGAAUUGAGAUCACAUAUCAGUGCCUCUUUCUCUCUCACACCUGACUGUGCUGAAAACUUCAGGAGCUAAAUGAUGCGGCUGUUUGUUUUCUUACUGAUAUUAACACAAACACGUGGAGAUUAUCCAGCAUUAAAAAUUCAACUGUUACAAAAGAGUUUGACAGAAGGGUCUCAGAUGAUGUCUGUGUGGAUACAGCAGAAACUGAAGAGCACUGAAAUCCCAGAUGUCCACGGCAAUGUGGACAUUGGGAUCGGCACUAUAGACUUCACUUUAUCAAAUAUAUGGAUUAGGCAGAGCAGCAUGUCAGAUCUUGUGAUGGAGUUUGUAGAGGGUACAGGUGUAUCUGUGAUGGUCAGUCAGCUGUCAUUGGCUGUCACAGGUAACUGGGCGACACACUUUGGACUCAUUGACGAUGGAGGUUCAUUUGAUCUGGCUGUGUACAACAUCAAUAUCAAUCUGCUCCUACUGUUCAGUGAUGAUGAGUCUGGUCGCCCCCUCAUCUCCACCGGCUCCUGCACUGAUGCUGUGGGAGGAGUAGACGUGGAAUUUCAUGGAGGAGCGAGCAUUUUGUUUCAGCCGUUCGUCAGUUUUUUCAGAGGACAAAUCGCAGAUAUGAUUCAUGAACAGAUUUGCCCAGCAAUUACGCAAGUGAUUGAUGAUGUAGAGAUGCAUCUACAGGAAAUACCAGUCAACCUAGUUGUGAAUCAGUAUAUAUAUCUGAGAAUCCCUCUCACAUCCUCGCCUUCUGUGACAAAUGACAACGUUCAGUUGGACAUGAAGGGUGAAUUUUACAGCAGAAACUCUCCAUCUGAACCUCCUUUCUCUGCUCAAGACUUUGACCUGCAGUACACAGACGACUACAUGAUCUCAUUGGGUGUAUCUGAGUUCUUCAUUAAUUCAGCAGCGUAUUCAUACUUCAGCUCUGGACUUCUUCAGAUUAACAUUAAAGAUGACAUGAUUCCCGAGAGUUCGCCAAUCCACCUGAACACCAGCCAGUUUAGCAUCUUUAUUCCACAGCUGGCCACAUUAUAUCCAGAUACAGAGAUGCAGGUGCUGUUAUAUGCCAGCGAGACACCAUUGUUUUCCUUCAGUCCAGAAGAGCUGGGCGUUCAUGUACCAGCUUCAGCAAAGUUCUCUGCUGUUAAACAGGAUGGAAGUCUGGUACCGCUCUUCAGACUGGAUGUGGACAGCUUCUUCAGUGGAAACGCUCAGAUUGAAAACGAACACCUGACCGGAGCUUUCAAAAUGAGCAAUUUAACACUAAAUCUUGGAUCAUCUGAAAUUGGCGAUUUCAAGACAGCACCACUUGAACAAGCGAUAAAGAUAGCGAUGAACAUGUUUGUUCUUCCUAAAUUAAAUGAGAAGCUGAAGGUUGGCUUUGCCUUACCUGUGCUGAAGGACUUCAGUCUGAUUAAUACUAACAUGCUCAUUAAAAACGGAUUUGUGAUCAUUUUGACGGAUGUUGAAGCCACACCAAGCAAUCUCAGCAUUUUAUUCUGAGACUAGGCUUAAAGGGUUCGGGUAUUGUUUUAAACCAAGUCCUUUGAUUGUCUUCAGAACACAUUUCUCUGCAGGUGACGUCAGCAGCAUGUGCUGUAGUGCUACAAUGCUUGUAUAAUCUAAUUGUUUAUAUCAUUUAUACAUAUGGUUUACUAAAAUAAUAAUGAAAAACAAGAAUCCUGAAAACUGCCCACUUCCUACUUCAUUGGCCUCCAUCAGUGCCGGUUAGUAACAGAUUAUAUGUAAUCUUCUGGAUGACAUAAUUACAUACCAGAAAUCAAGUAGUACUUGUUACAUGUUAUUAUAUUUUUAAUUACUCAUAAUCAGAGUGCAGUUACUAUUUUAUUGAUCACAUACUACAUUGCAAACAUUACAUAUUUGUUCCCUCUUUUUUCUUUUUAAUCUUUAAGUUUAUUUGUGAGCUUUAACAUACUUUGAGUCUUAAGGUUGUUUUGGAGGAUGAGGUUGUUGAAUUGCGCACACAGACAACUAGCUACUACACACAAUUCAAAUUAGUACAGAGCAAUUUCAAUUUGUAGCUGUGAAUAAAGUGGUGUCGAAACUGA